AUGGCCGUUAUCCUACCUGGAGCCACACAUGACCUGUUCAUCACCGCCAACAUCGGCAUGAGUCUCGGCUGCUUUCUUCUCGCAGGGUACAUUACCGGCCAACUGAGCCACAUAAUCGGACCUCGGAAUCGGGCGUGGAUUGUUUUCUGCAAUUUCUUCCAGACAGGGUUGGUCUUCAUUGCCGCAGCACUGCAAUACAUUUACGGUAUUCAUGUCGAAGGCACAAGCACGGUCAUCAUAAUUGGGCUACUGGCAUUCGCGGCCGGAAGCCAAGUUGUGCUGAGUCGGAGUUUGAGUAUGACUGAAAUCAGUACGGCCAUGGCCACAGCGGCCUGGGUCGACUUGCUCAUUGAUAAGAACCUACUUGCCUUGAGCAACAGACCCAGGACGAGACGUGCAAGUUUUCUUGCGGCUCUUGUGGCGGGCGCCUUCUUUGGGGCGUACAUCUAUCGCGAAGUGGGAAGCGAAGCAGCAUUAUUGCUGUCUGCGGCUGGGAAGUUGAUCGUGACGAUCAUGUUCCUGUUCAAUGGGAUCGAGAAGCCGAGUGUGUGUCAAGGUUCUGUCUGA
Molecule: messenger RNA, 567 nt
Organism: Exophiala spinifera
Lineage: Eukaryota; Fungi; Ascomycota; Eurotiomycetes; Chaetothyriales; Herpotrichiellaceae
Exons: 1
Coding region: 1-567 (188 amino acids)
Source: RefSeq, a predicted model, not a curated record